UCAUCCUGAAAAAAAAUAGUUUACGGGUAGGGUUUGAAGGGAAGCGAAGGAGCGGACAACAAAAGUGCGAAUAUUAAAUGAGUGGACAGAUUGCUAUGGAAAACCCCUAGUGAUGAGUGUAGAGCACAGUACGUACAGGAUGAAAGAGAGAGAAGGUUGUGAAUUGUGAUUCCGUGCCCCAAAAACCUUUCCUAUUUUCGUCACUAGUAGACUUUUUGGUUCUCCUUCCUCGAUUUGAUCGUCCCUCUCUCUUUCUUUUCUUUUCUUCAAUUAUCUUGUAGUUUCUCUUACCUUGUAAAACAAAUUAUAAUCUAAUCUAAUUUAUCUCACUCUUUUCUUUUUUCUUUGCCUGUAAUGGCAGUGCAGCAGUGGCAGUGCAAGAAAAGAGGGGGAGAGUUUUCAUCGGGAAGGUAAAGCUUUGCAGCCAGUGCCUCAAAGAUAACAAUACCCGCCACAUAGCAUGAGACUUGAAACACCGCCAUCUCUUCUCUGUUUUGUCUUCCUUUCUCUCUGCAUACACCGCGUGCGCUCUGUGCAAUCCUACUGAAACACAGCAACCCUUCUCUUCUCUCUCUUCCUUAUAAAGAAGAGCAAGAAAUAGAAGCUCGAGAGACGGAGAGAGAGUGUCUCCUCUACUGGAAAGUGAGAGUUAAUGCUGCUAAUGACUAGAAAGAUAAACACCCGUUUUCCGAAGGAAAUCUGAGCAGGCUUUGCCAGACCUGCCAAGAGAGUAAAAACCCACAUUUCUAAUCUGACUGGCUGCUGCUGCCGCUCCUUCCACUACUAUCAAUAUUUAGGAUUUCCUGUAAAAAGCCUGGUUCUUGUAGCUUAAAUCUCGGGAGAGUUCUGGAGAUGCAAACAAUCUUUAGGGCAAAACAGAUUGCGUAGGAGAGAGAGAACCGAGAAAGCAAGAAAAAGAAGGAAAUAUAGAAAAAAGAGAGUGAGAAUGGUUUAUGUUGUUAUAUAGCAAAGCCCCAAGUGAACAACAGCUAAGAAAAAAAAGAUAAGAUAGUGAGAGAUAAUGGAAGGUGGUUCCAAUAGCACUUCUUGCAUGAUGGCGUUUGGACACAAUAGUAAUGGACUAUGUCCUAUGACAAUGGUGCCUCUCACGACUUCUCACCCUCAUCAUCAUCCUAAUUCGGACUCAAACUCCUUAUUUCUUCCUUUACCUCCCACCAACAAUCAAGACCAAAACCACAAUAGCAGCAGUGGCUCCUCUAUGAUUCUUGACGAUCACAACAACACCAAUACCAACAACAAUACCGGAUGUUAUUUCAUGGAGAGCAACGAUGGCAGCUCUUCCUCUGUCAAGGCCAAGAUCAUGGCUCAUCCUCACUACCACCGUCUCUUGGCCGCCUAUGUUAAUUGUCAAAAGGUAGGAGCACCGCCUGAAGUGGUGGCGAGAUUAGAAGAAGCAUGCGCCCCUGCAGCCACUAUGGGUCCGACUAGUACCAGCUGCCUAGGUGAAGAUCCAGCGCUUGACCAGUUCAUGGAGGCUUAUUGUGAGAUGCUGACUAAAUACGAGCAAGAGCUCUCUAAACCCUUCAAGGAAGCCAUGCUUUUCCUCCAAAGGGUCGAGUGUCAGUUCAAAACCCUCACAGUUUCAUCGCCUAAUUCUGCUGUUGACAUGAAAGGAUCAUCUGAGGAAGAGGUUGAUGUGAACAACAAUUUCAUUGAUCCCCUUGCAGAAGAUCGAGAACUUAAAGGUCAGCUUUUAAGGAAGUACAGUGGAUAUUUAGGCAGUCUGAAGCAGGAGUUUAUGAAGAAGAGGAAGAAAGGGAAGCUGCCUAAGGAAGCCAGGCAACAGUUGCUGGAUUGGUGGAAUAGACAUUACAAAUGGCCUUACCCAUCGGAGUCGCAAAAGCUUGCCCUUGCUGAGUCAACUGGUCUGGAUCAGAAGCAAAUAAACAACUGGUUCAUUAAUCAAAGGAAAAGGCACUGGAAGCCAUCUGAAGAUAUGCAGUUUGUGGUAAUGGAUGCAACUCACCCACACUAUUACAUGGACAACAUUUUGGGCAAUCCCUUUCCCAUGGAUCUCUCUCCCACACUUCUCUAAAGAUGAUGAAUAUGUGGAUGCAUUACUUCUGGGAAGUUUGAAGGCAACUGCAUUUAUAUUCCAACUGUCAUAAUCAAUUUGGGAGUAUAUUUUAUGCCGUAUUAUCAUGUGCAUGCCUCCUGUAUGCACUUUGAGGCUAUUUAUUCUAUAUAUAUAAUCAAGUUAUGACUGUUUAAAAGCAUAUAUAUUGUGUUCUUUUCCUCCGAGUGGGGUGAAGGAAUGGUAAGCAGACUGUUACAUUAAGCAUAUGCUUAAUGAUCAGGGGAACAAUUGAGAGAUUACUGGUUAAUUUAUAUGAUUUUCCCUUGUUUAAUCUGUCCUAGGUCAACAGUGAUGCCAUUGCCAUGUUUGUCACCCUUUUCAUUAAAAAAAUUGUGUUUCUAGUUUUCACUGUGUAUCUUGACAAAAGAACAAGGCUGCAUAUUAAUUAUUGGCACCAAAGAAUGAAAGGAGUAAUAUAUAGAUUAUUUGUUAAUUAAUGACAUGCAAUAUAAUCUACCUCA
Durio zibethinus is the source of this 2559-nucleotide messenger RNA. NCBI's taxonomy places the organism in Eukaryota, Viridiplantae, Streptophyta, Magnoliopsida, Malvales, Malvaceae. The record is from RefSeq and is a predicted model, not a curated record.